GUGAAUUUCAAAAAAAAAAAACACGGUGCACGCAUGCCCAGGAACUUGGGAUCAUCAGGCUAUCCCAUGACGCCGCAUAUGACAGAUGAGUCCACAUGUACGGACUCGGAGGUUGCUCGGGGCCCCAAUCAAUAUUAAAGAGGUCGUAUAAUUGACGCUCAUCUCUCUCUCUGCAUUUCUUCUGGCCCCCCAACAUGUCAGCUCCAGCAGGCGAUUUUGAUGUAGAGAACAAGUUCUUACACAGAAAGACGUCCGUCUCCACGAACUCUGAUGGAAACCGGGAAACCGCACGCGUUGUAAACCCUGGGGGCGAUCCGGAGAGCACAGAGGAAAAGGAUGAAGGGACGCAAGCGAAUAACACGUCCGAUAAGAGACUGCGUGUUGUCGUCCUGAUUGCACUCGCUGCACUCAUCCUUGGGUGGUGGAUCUCUUCCACCAUUUUGACAGCGACACGCGGACAAUGGGUCGUGCGGACAGUUUUCGCGUGGUCCUUCUUACUCAUCAUCGCGUUCCGCUUCAUACCCAAUUCGGUAGUGACGGAGCCUAUUGCUGCUGUAUGGAUACCAUGCGUCCAGGUGCCUUGGUACAAGCUUCCUCGGACGGCGAGAUUGACAAUUGGAUGGCUCUGCCUUCUUGCCAUCGUGUUUGGGUCUGCUUUCGGAUUACCACUCACUGGCAACAGCGAUUAUGGACAUCGGGCAAUUUCAGUACUUGGGUUGUUUGUUUUCCAGUGCGGUUUCUACUUGUCUUCUAUAAAUAGAUCGGCAAUUUGCUGGCCUACCGUGAUAGUCGGCCUUUUCCUUCAACAAACUAUUGCUCUUUUUGUGCUCAAGACCGGCGCUGGGUUUUCCCUCUUCAAAUACAUCGCGGAUCUCGCAAACGAUUUCUUGUCGGAAGCCGAUGUCGGAGCUACGUUUUUCUUCGAUGCAGCAACCGUUGCAAAGGGUUGGUUUUUUGUGAAUGUGCUCUCCGCAGUAAUCUUUUUCAUCGCCACAAUUCAAAUGUUGUACUAUCUCGGCGUCAUGCAAUGGAUGGUCAAAGGAUUUGCAUGGUUAUUCUUCAAGCUCAUGAACGUGUCUGGCGCUGAGGCGGUCGUUGCGGCUGCUUCUCCUUGGGUAGGCCAAGGAGAGUCUGCGUGUUUGGUCAAGCCUUAUGUUGAUAUCAUGACCCCAUCGGAACUUCAUCUUUGCAUGACUUCUGGUUUCUCCACCAUCUCCGGAUCUGUUUUGACCGCCUACGUUGCCCUGGGUGUUCCACCCCAGAAUCUUAUCACUUCAUCUGUCAUGAGCAUACCUGCUUCUAUUGCCAUCAGUAAGAUGCGGAUUCCCGAACUCGACGAACCUGUUACUCGUGGCCACAUAAUAGUGGACCGCGGGGACGAGGGAAAGGAACAGCCAGUCAACGCUCUUCACGCAUUUUCUUUGGGAGGUCUGUUUGGCCUAAAGGUCGCAGGACAAAUCCUCACUAACGUAUUGACGAUCUUGUCGCUCGUCGCCGCUAUCAAUGCCGUCUUGACAUGGGUCGGCCAUGGAUUCGGCAUCCACCAGCUUACUUUACAGCUAGUUUUGGGAUAUAUCGGGUAUCCUGUCGCCUUUUUCUUGGGUGUCCCCAGCAAUGAGAUCCUCCGAGUCUCACAACUGUUAGCAACGAAGCUAAUUGAAAACGAAUUUGCUGCAUAUUUAGAACUAUCAACCAUCCAAGCGAGUUCAAACCCCCUGUCGCAGCGUGCCUUCACGAUUGCAUCAUAUUCGCUCUGUGGAUUUGCAAAUCUCGGAUCGCUAGGUAUACAGAUUGGUGUGCUCGGCGCUUUGGCACCAUCGCGGGGCAAAACCAUUGCAACACUUGCGACGUCUGCUAUGUUUUGUGGAUUUAUCUCAACUCUCCAAACUGCUGGUAUCGCUGGCAUGCUGGUAUAAUACGAAGAUCAUCAUGGGACUAGAAUGACUGAGUCGUGGGGCUAUAUCUUGUUGUCGUUAAUACCUGGCCCUUCACCAUAAGGGCAAGAGACGUUGUGAAUGAUACGUACUUACUAGCUAAAUCCCAACUGAUGCAGGCGACACUCGUCGAGGGUCAGUCGAUGUGCUGAUCCCUUCU
Molecule: messenger RNA, 2094 nt
Organism: Suillus discolor
Lineage: Eukaryota; Fungi; Basidiomycota; Agaricomycetes; Boletales; Suillaceae
Product: Na+ dependent nucleoside transporter C-terminus-domain-containing protein
Exons: 14
Coding region: 195-1916 (573 amino acids)
Biological process (GO): nucleoside transmembrane transport
Cellular component (GO): membrane
Molecular function (GO): nucleoside transmembrane transporter activity; symporter activity
Source: RefSeq, a predicted model, not a curated record